AUAAAUCGAAUAAUCAUGCAGCGCUACGACGCGGCGUCGGGCAUGCGCAUGCGAGUGGCUUGCCGAGUGGUGACGAAUGAAGCGUCGGUGGCUCGGUGCGACGUACGGCGGCGAAGAGGCGAGGUGACGAAGGUGCGGCGAGGCGAGGCGAGAACAGCCGAAAUGGAGGAGAACCAAACAUCGGAAAGUGUCGCCGUGCUACCGGACAUGUCCGAACCGUUGACGAGCGAGACCGAGGAGGCGGCCACGCUGACGAGCGAACACGAGGCGCAUCCCGUGGCGGUUACAGCGAGCGUCACUGCGGUACCGGGUGUAUCAGGUGUGCCUGGAGUCGGUGUGCCGGUUUCUCUACCUGUUGGCGUAGCGAACAUCAUCGGCGUAGCGAACACCAAUGGCACGACCUUCAACGUCAUCACCUCGGAUCAGCUGCAGCAGCUGUCGGGGUCGGGGCAGUUCAAACAGAUGCUAUGCGUCGACAAUGGAUUCAUUUGUGAACCGCGUCACGAAAAAGAAGAUCCUCUGCGUUGGAAUGGUGAGCUGAAGACAACCCACAUAGUAAUACAGAAUAGUGCAGAUGAAGCGGAACCAGAGCACAUACACGUGUCCACACCUACCUCUCAGCCAAUAUACAGUUGGUCUGAGUCAGCAAAUUUAGCAGUUCUGCCGGUCAGAUGUAAGAAUACGAAUGCGGAAUUGCAUAAGAGCAGAUUUGGAUCAGGUGGCAGGGGACGAUGUAUCAAACUUGGGUCAGAUUGGUACACGCCCAGCGAAUUUGAGGCCCUUUGCGGACGGGCGUCUAGCAAAGACUGGAAACGGAGUAUUCGAUUCGGCGGGAGAAGUCUGCAAACCCUCAUCGACGAACAGAUCUUAAAGCCUCAUGCCACAUCCUGCACGUGUGCGGCGUGUUGCGAUGAUGAUAGCGCAACGGGACCUGUACGACUGUUCACCCCGUACAAGCGUCGAAGAAGAACCAGGGAUCCAUCUGAGGGAGAACCUGCCACGCGCAAACACAAACUCGAGAAUUCACGCGACGGCAGUAACAAUGAAGAGAGCGGCGACGAGAUUGUCGUGCCGGACAAGGAAGUCUGGCCGCAGUUUGUCUCCACAGAUGGACUGGUCGUGCAUCAACCCCAGGAACAGGACACGGUCGUGCAGAACGUGCAUCAAACGGAGAAUGGCCAAGGCGACGAUAUCUUCAAAAAAUUGGAAGAUAUGUCGAGCAAAAUGAUAAAGCUUGCUUACGAAUUUAAACGUACUUUAGAAGAGACGAAGGAGUUGAGCAGGCAGCAAAGACGAGAGCAGGCGUUAGUCGCGCAGCUCGGAGGACGAGGGGACGUUAUUGAAACUGUUGGAUUACAACCGACAUCUGAUACACAUAAUAAAAAGUGUGCCAAUUGCAAUCGGGAAGCAUUCGCGGAAUGCUCUUUAUGCAGACGCACACCCUACUGUUCCACAUUUUGUCAACGCAAGGAUUGGGGUAGCCACCAGAUGGAAUGUGUGAGGGGUGCGGCUGAGACCGUGAUGCUUAUAGUAGAGAGUAGCAACGGGGACACGAGCGCCCUCCCAACGACUACAACGGACCAAUAGCUAGUGUUUCUCACGCCGAUUCAGCAAAAGCAUACAGAAAAUGAAGAAUCUGACGUGGAAGUAUCAAAAUUCAAGAAAGAGACGAAGACUUGAAGCGAAGUUACACAAGAAUUAAAAUAAUGUAUAUAAAUGUGUGUGCGUGUGUGUGGUAGAAAAAUAUUUUGUACGUGUGUGUGUAUAUAUAUAUACACACACAUGUUACAAAUAGCGUUUUUGAAUGAAUGGAUUUUGAUCGACUCAAGGAACUUGAAUUCAUAAUAAAAUAAGGAUUAAUUGAUCCGCGAUUAAUUAAAAUUUAUUUAUUCGAAAACGCUAAUAUACAAAGCGCAUCAAAUACAAAUAUCUCGUGAUACCAGCUAACAUUAGAUUGCUGUCAAAAACAGAUGUUACGGGAGACAUAGAAUAGUUUAUAUGUAUAUAGGCUUCAAGCAAAGAACAUGAGUUGAUGCAAAUCUCUACAAUUUUUAUAGUUCAAUCUAUCUUUAAAAUCGUAUUUAGUAUUAAUUAUAUAGAAUACAAGAUCAAGCUAUGGAAACCGGUGUAGAAGUCGAUUUGUGUCAACCUGUACUCUUUACUGAAAAGCAAUUAGCAUUAGAUUACAUUGAGUUCUCGUGAGUUUUACCGCAAGAUUUAUCAAUUUAACAUAUAUACAAACUAUGUAUGUAUGUUGAAUUGAUAUCUUGCAACUUGUAAAACUCACGAGGCUCAAUAUUCUUUGAAAAAAA
Messenger RNA from Linepithema humile (Argentine ant), 2312 nucleotides. It is a transcript of the gene Deaf1, whose product is annotated as deformed epidermal autoregulatory factor 1. Gene Ontology annotation, molecular function: DNA binding. The record is from RefSeq and is a predicted model, not a curated record. Lineage: Eukaryota; Metazoa; Arthropoda; Insecta; Hymenoptera; Formicidae.